GGCAGUGAAGAACAGGAAGGCCUGGCGCGAUAUGGUUCAUCGGGUCACAAAGAGUUGGACAUGACUUAAUGACAACAAAAAUCUGCUGUCACGGGAGGGAUUGCCCCCCCCUUUGGCUACCUUGUUCCCCUGCAGUGCCCUCAAGGGCCUCCCAGAUGUGCCCCUGAACCAAGCCGCAGGGCACCCAUGUCCGGGCUUCCUGGUAAGUAGCGCUGGGCAGGGGUCUCGGCCUUUCCAUCCCAAGCUGGCUUCCCAGGCUGCUCAGGAGGAGGUGGCCCCGAGGUGGUCCUGUGCGAGUGGCAGUGGGUCCUGGUGCCCUCCCGGAGAGCCGCCUCUGGCCUGCAGCCCUCCCCUGCUUCCCGGGGGUAGCCUGCUGGGUCCCGCAGCGAAGGGCGGGCCUGGAAAGCAGGGGCGGUAGGCCGGGUGCCCUGGCCCUCUCUCAGCCCACCUGCCUCACAGGGGUGGCGUGAGCAGGAAGGAGCGCUGGGUAUGCUCACCACCUUUGCUCACCUGUAAGAAUAAGAAAGGCAGGAUAAAAAAUAACAUCUGAAAAGCCCCUUCUGGGGAUGCCCGGCUCUGGACAGUGGCUGGCCCAUUCCUUUUUCUCCUGGUUUCAAGCAAGGCCUCCCAAGGGCUUUGGCCACCUGUGGAAAUCCCCACGGCCCUCACCCUCCGCCUCUUCGAGACUUCACGACAGAACUUUCCACAGGAAACCGGUGAUGGCGGAAGUGAUACAUGUCAGCCACAGAUAAUCUUUCAUCUUGUUUCGACGCGCGCGCUGAGCGUGCAGCUCCGGAGCAGCAGCCCUUUCCCAAGCAAGAGGAUGAGGGCCUCGGGCUGCCUGGGGGUCGCGUUCGGGCUCCUCUUGCUGCUGGUGGACCCGGGCGAGCCCACGGCAGGCAGCUCACAGCCAAAAGUGGAGUGCAUUUGCCACAAUGGCGAUUACGUGAUCUGCGACUGGGGCAGUGAGCAGAUGCCAGAUACCAACUACUCCUUCUACUUCUGGUAUGAAGGAAUCAACGACCCUGUGGAAGAGUGCAAGGACUACACCCAGAUGUUUGGACUCAACGUGGCAUGCCGGUUCAGUAAAUAUAAACCAUUCAACCACUUGAGAACUUACAUCAAUGGAAGCCAGGGGAGGAUUAUUCCCACUGAAUCCUUACUCCUGAAUGAUCUAGUGAGACCCGGCCCACCUUUUAACCUCACCUUCCACAACCUGAGCAACCACCAGCUGCUCCUGACCUGGAAGUCCCCAUACAAAAGACCCAUGUGUUUGCAGCACGCGGUCAGCUACAAGAGCAACAAGGACACGCACUGGAUGGAGCACCACGUAAAUAGCAUGGCGUUCCAAAUCCCCAGUGUGGAUCCUGAGAAACUCUACACCUUCUAUGUCAAGAGUAAACUGCACAACAAUUGUGCAUCCACAAAGCUCUGGAGCCAGCCAUCCGAAUUUGUCUUGUGGGGAAAAGAAGAUGCAUCCCCGCUCCCGCUGUCCCCCUCCCUUCUGAGCAUUGUGAUUCCCUUGGGCUCGUUCUUCGUUCUGCUGAUGCUGCUCUUGGCCCUGGUGUGGAUGGAGAGAGUGUGGGUGAUCCUGAUGCCCAGAAUCCCGAACCCCAGCAAGAAAUUUGAGGAUCUCUUCACUGCAUAUCAAGGCAAUUUCUCAGAAUGGGCUGGAGUCUCCAAAGAUGCGGUGGAGAGUUUCAAGCCCAACUAUUUUGAAAACAUCUGCUCCGUCACUGAGCUGCUGCCCAGCGGGGGCUACCUGUCCGUCAGCAGCGACGUCACAGUUAAGACCGGAGGGGCCCCUGGCCUUUCAGCAGACCUGGUUUCCAAGGUCCACCCGGAUGCAGCAGCGCUCACCGCCUGAGUUUGCACACAGUCUCUGAAAGCUUCGGCUUCCCCUGCCUCCAAAGCACCUCGAAGUGGCCACCCUACCUGUCAUUUGUGAUGGGACCAAAGAGGAGAACUUGUUCAGCCCAUGAAAGGAAUAAUACGAACUGCCCCCCAGCUGAAAGAGGGUGCUGUGCGUGCCUAAGCUGAUCGCUGGCAGAGCUUCAUCCUCCUACGGCAGGCUUCCUGCCUUCGCCUCCCGAAUCUCCCCCUUAUUGAUCGGGGCCAGCAAUCUUCCAGAGGGAGUUGGGACCCCGGUGCUGGAUUUCUCUUCAGCCGUGUCAUCCCACCCCAGGCGGCCUUGGUUUUUCCACCGACCCCUUCCUGCUUUCCUGCUGCUGACUGUACGGGGGCGUUUCCUAUAUUCUAAUAAAAAGGCACUC
Molecule: messenger RNA, 2273 nt
Organism: Python bivittatus (Burmese python)
Lineage: Eukaryota; Metazoa; Chordata; Lepidosauria; Squamata; Pythonidae
Gene: IL2RG
Product: interleukin 2 receptor subunit gamma
Biological process (GO): cytokine-mediated signaling pathway
Cellular component (GO): external side of plasma membrane
Molecular function (GO): protein binding; cytokine receptor activity
Source: RefSeq, a predicted model, not a curated record